Molecule: messenger RNA, 5011 nt
Organism: Trichoplusia ni (cabbage looper)
Lineage: Eukaryota; Metazoa; Arthropoda; Insecta; Lepidoptera; Noctuidae
Gene: SA1
Product: cohesin subunit SA-1
Exons: 17
Coding region: 217-3681 (1154 amino acids)
Biological process (GO): sister chromatid cohesion
Cellular component (GO): chromatin; cohesin complex; nucleus
Molecular function (GO): chromatin binding
Source: RefSeq, a predicted model, not a curated record
UGGUUGACUGACGUUUUCUUUCAACACUCACAAUGGCUCUUGGUGCGCGUCAAUCAAUAAAAUUUUAGAUAUCUCUCUCUUUCUUUUAUCUCAAAUGGUCGAAAAAUCGAUAACUAUUAACUAACUCUGCGCUAUAAAGUACUGAUUAUAAGUGUAAAUGUUCAGUUAUUUAAAUGGGGAGUUAGUACGUACUAAAUUGUAAUAUUUAUCAACAAAAUGCAUCGCCGUGGCGGGAAACGUAUCCGAAUGGAUGAUCCUCCACCGGAGUACGUGAAUCCUAUGACUCCAGCUACACCUAUGACUGAUUAUGGUGGACAAUCCAUACAUGAACCUGAAACUCCUAACGUGAAUUACUCUGGGUUCAACGUAGGCGCAGUAGCCAAUUCAACGGCUACUGAACAUCCGAGGGAAGAAGCUGAAGAAUCUCAUCAUGAAGAAGAAGAGCCUCGGUCACCCUCCCCAACACCCACUAAACGUGUAACUCGUAGUCGAGGCCGGCGAGGAGAUGGAGGUUUUGUGGGGCGCUUGGCGGAGUCCCCGCCGCCGCCUCCACUGCGCCGGCGGGGUCGCGGUGGCCGAGGACGCGGCAGGGGCCGAGGCGCAGCUCCUCCCCCAGCAUACUCACCACCACCUGUUUUGUUGCCUGGUGAUGAUGAGAAUAGCCUUUACAAUAUUUUAAGGUUCAAUAAGACAGCUAUCAACCAAGUUGUGGAUAUGUGGAUAGAAGAGUACAAGACCAACCGUGAAGCAGCACUCGUACAACUGAUGCAGUUUUUUAUCAAUUCUUCAGGAUGCCGUGGAAAGGUUACACCUGAUAUGGCACAGAUGGACCAUACACUAAUUAUCAAAAAAAUGACACAGGAAUUUGAUGAGGAAAGUGGUGAGUAUCCACUGAUAAUGACAGGACAGACCUGGAAAAAGUUCCGUUCUAACUUCUGUGAGUUUAUUCAAACGCUAGUGAAGAUGUGCCAGUACUCCAUUAUCUAUGACCAGUAUCUGAUGGAUAAUAUAAUAUCUCUUCUGACUGGUUUGUCAGACUCUCAAGUCAGAGCCUUUAGGCAUACUGCUACACUAGCUGUUAUGAAAUUGAUGACGGCGCUGGUAGAUGUUGCAUUACUGACCAGUGUCAACUGCGAUAAUUGCUUACGUCAGUAUGAGGCAGAGCGACUGAAGGCGCGCGACAAGCGAGCUAAUGAGCGGCUUGAAGUCCUUGUAGCCAAAAGGCAGGAGCUUGAAGAGAACAUGGAAGAGAUUAAAAACAUGCUAUCUUAUAUGUUCAAAUCAGUUUUUGUACACAGAUAUAGGGACACAUUGCCUGACAUCAGAGCCAUCACCAUGGCCGAAAUUGGCAUUUGGAUGGAAAAGUUCCCUGCACACUUCCUUGAUGAUCUAUAUCUCAAAUACAUUGGCUGGACAUUGCAUGACAAGGUAGGGGAAGUUCGGUUGCGAUGUUUGCAAGCCUUGCAGCCUCUAUACGAGUGUGAGGAGCUGAAAGGGAAACUGGAAUUGUUCACGUCCAAGUUCAAAGAUCGUAUCGUGUCCAUGACAUUGGACAAGGAGACCGAAGUCGCAGUACACGCGGUCAAGCUCGUUAUCGCAAUCUUGAAAUGCCGCAUGCACCCGGACGUGCUGACGGACAAGGACUGCGAGAACGUGUACGAGCUGGUGUACUCGUCGUCGCGCGCCGUGGCGGGCGCGGCGGGCGAGUUCCUCAACGUGCGCCUGUUCCGCAGCGACGAGCCGCCCGCGCCCGCGCGCUCGCGCCGCGGCAAGGCGCGCCUGCCCAACACGCCGCUCAUCCGGGACCUCGUGCAGUUCUUCAUCGAGUCCGAGCUACACGAACAUGGCGCGUACUUGGUCGACUCGCUCAUCGAGUCCAAUCCCAUGAUGAAAGAUUGGGAGUGCAUGACCGAUCUGCUGCUCGAAGAGGCAGGCCCCAACGAGGAAGCACUCGAUAAUAGACAAGAGUCGUCGCUGAUCGAGCUGAUGGUGUGCUGCGUGCGGCAGGCCAGCACUGGCGAGCCGCCGGUGGGCCGCGGGGCCUCGCGCAAGCACCAUCACAUGCUGUCCAAGGAGCAGGCCAAGGUGGUGAGCGACGACCGCACCAAGAUGACGGCGCACUUCAUCGCCACGCUGCCCGCGCUGCUCGACAAGUUCGGGGCCGACCCCGAGAAGCUCACCAACCUCGUGUCCAUUCCGCAGUACUUCGACCUCGAGCUCUAUACCACGCAACGCCAGGAAGGUAACCUGACGCUACUGUUGAACAAGAUCCGCGACAUGGUGAGCGUGCAGACGGAGUCGGAGGUCCUGGAGACCUGCGGCCGCACGCUGGAGUACCUCUGCUCAGAGCAGUGCGGCGUGUAUACGCGUUGCAACGUGGCGCGGGCCACCAUCACCGACAUGUGCGUCAACCGGUACAAGGAGGCCAUCGACGAGUACCGCAGCCUGCUGGAGGGCGGCGAGACGCCUGACGCCGACGAGGUCUUCAACGUCAUCAACUCGCUGCGCAAGGUGUCCAUCAUGUACAUGUGCCACAACCUCAACGACACCAACAUCUGGGACUCGCUGUUCGAGGACCUGCCUAAGUGCGUGAAGGAGAACGAGAGCCAGAUGCCGCCACAGGCGCUGGUGUACGUGGUGCGCGCGCUGUUCUACUCCAUCCUGUGGUCGCUGCACGGCGUGGAGCAGCGCGGCGGCGCGGGCGGGGCGGGCGCGCUGCGCGAGCGCCUGCAGGCCUACGCGGCGCUGUGCAAGGACAUCGUGGCGCGCGGCGUGGCGCCCGAGCUGCGCGAGGAGGCCUACACGAGCCUGUGCGACCUGCUCAUCUUCUUCGCCGAGCACCUGUACACGCUGCACCACAGCGCCGAGCCCGACAUGAAGCAGCUGGUGUACGAGCCCGACGCGCAGCUCUGCGACAUGCUCAACGACUUCAUCCAGGAGUUCGUCUUCGUGCACCACAACUACGACGGACAAGACGAGAGACGUAUCGAGGAGCUGCACAAGCGGCGCAACUUCCUGGCCGCCUACUGCAAGCUCAUCGUGUACAACGUGGCGCCCAUCCGCCGCGCCGCCGACGUCUUCAAGCACUACAUCAAGUGCUACAACGACUAUGGCGACAUCAUCAAGGCGACGCUGAGCAAGGCGCGCGAGAUCAACAAGCUGAACUGCGCGCUCACCAUGGAGCUGGCCAUGCAGGCGCUGUUCUCCGACAUGCUGCACAAGCACCGCGCGCCCGCGCCGCACCGCCAGCUGCCCGAGCUGCUGGAGCUCAAGGAGCUGGCCAAGCGGUUCUCGGUGAUGUUCGGGCUGGACGCCGUGAAGAACCGCGAGGCCCUGACCGCGCUGCACCGCGCCGGCAUCUCCUUCGCGGCGCUGGACCAGAACGGACACUCGCCGCCGCCCAACCUGCUGUUCCUGGAGCCGCUGGCCGAGUUCUCCAACAAGCUGCUGCGACAGGAUAAGCGCCAGGUGCUCAAGUUCCUGGACGCGCGCAUCCCGCAGGGCGUGCAGUGGGGCGAGGAGUGGGCGGCGCUGGCGGCGUACCGCGGCUCGCUGCUGACGGACGCGCCCGACGAGCGCCCGCCGCCCGCGCGCAAGCACUACGCGCGCCGGAACAGAGGUCAGAACGACGAUGAGGAAGGCGAAGACAAUGCUGAUUCGGACCAGGAGCAGCCGGGGUGAGCGACACUCGAACACUCAUAGUUGUAGUUAGUCUAGAUUUAAAUGUAAGUAACGCACAACAUUGUAUUAGCUCUGAAUAACUACCGUUGCUACCGAGCCAACCGUUGACUCGUAACAGUAUCAUUGUCUAACAUCACUCUCGCCCUAUUCUCGUGCCAAACAGACCUCAUCUAUUAAUGUAGUUCAAAAACAUCAACCUGUUAAAUUUGUACUUAUUUAUUCUGAAAAACACGUAUUUUUUGUUCAUCAUUUUAUUGUUUACGUAAUGAUUGAUUGUACGAGUAUAUAAUGUAGCGCACAUUUACUACCACACGCAUUAAGGCUCUAUAUAAAGUUAUUUUUGACGUCUGGGCGUGUAAGAACUAGGAAAAAUUUGAAAGUAAUAAAAUGUUGGUUUCUUUAAGCCUAUACGGCAUGUCGAACCACUGAACUGAUAAAUUUUAAAUAAAGUACUUGCUACUACUUGAUGAAACCGUUUUUCAAACAAUUUUGCAUUGUAUACUAAUAUUUUAAAAGACUCAUUUUGGGUGUCAUCAAUAUAACCAUUGUUCUGCGCUUCGCCAUAUGGACGCUGAACCUACUCGUAGACACCAGCAAUUACUUUCGGAUUCUGUUAUUGGUAGAGCGUAAAUAAGUUAAAAACAACGAAUCUUUAAUGAUAAUGUCAAAAAAUGUUCGAGAAUAAAAUAUGCCUAUGACCCCUUAUCUAAUGACCUACACGUAACCAACAAAGACUGUAUUACUAAACCACUUGUUUUACCACACUUUAUAACAUAAAUAUUGACAACCUUACGUUGCACUUGCAAGUUUAUUUGUGUGAUUAGUUGUUACGUUCUUGUGUUAUUAUUAUUAAUGUGUAUGGUUUCAUUAUAGCAUUAUACUGUAUUUAAUACUGCUAUAAUAUAAUUAAAUUGGGCCUUAUAGACAUAAGUUCUAGCAUAAGUACCGUAAAGACUGGAGGUGUUUGAAGAGAAACAUGUUGCGUUAUGAUACUUUUAACUUUGUAUUUAGUUUUAGUUAGUAUAUAACCUAGCUACAUGUCGUGCUCAGCCUGCAACUACUUAAAUAAGCUACAUCUGCGAUACAAUGCCAGCGGCGAUCGCACAGAUAGUCUAUGACAUUCGUUAAAACGAUUGAAGAACUAUAGCCAUGUCAAAUUGAUGUUAUCUGAUGAUUCCAACUCCUUUUGGACUCUUGCGGUAAUUUGUUCCAAAAUAACCAUACUUAAACAUUUCUUGCUAUUGGGUGGGCUGAGCAAAUAAAGUAUGUUGUUUUUAAUGUUGGAAAAAUUGUAGUUAAGUAUAUUUUUAUAAUAAAUUAUAAUUACGUA